AUGUCUUCUUCUUCCUUCAAACUCAAAUGCUUCCAAUGUUUUCUCAUGUGGCAUGUCUUGGCUGCAACAUCCAUUUUGUCAUCAUCAACAGAUCAUUCCUCAAUCGACAACUUUCUAGACAUUGCCAAGAGUCCUGAGGUUUUCGAUUGGAUGAUCAGUAUUAGAAGGAAGAUUCAUGAGAAUCCUGAAUUGGGUUAUCAAGAAUUUGAGACAAGUAAACUGAUAAGAUCAGAAUUGGACAAAAUGGGUAUAGCUUACAAACAUCCAGUUGCAAUCACUGGUGUCAUUGGUUUCAUAGGAACUGGACUCUCUCCAUUUGUUGCUUUAAGAGCUGAUAUGGAUGCUCUUCCUGUGCAGGAAAUGGUGGAGUGGGAGCAUAAGAGUAAAGUAGCUGGGAAGAUGCAUGCUUGUGGUCAUGAUGCUCAUGUUACUAUGCUACUUGGUGCUGCAAAGAUUCUCAAAAAGCAUGAAAAAGAAAUACAAGGAACAGUUGUUCUUGUUUUCCAACCUGCAGAGGAAGGAAGAGGAGGAGCUAAGAAAAUUGUAGAAUCUGGAGUAUUAGAAAAUGUUACAGCUAUCUUUGGACUGCACGUUGUUCCUGAUUUACCAGUAGGAGAAGUGGCCUCUAAUUCUGGUCCAAUACUAGCAGGAAGUGGCAGAUUUGAAGCGAAAAUAAUUGGAAAAGGAGGUCAUGCUGCUAGUCCUCAUGAGGCUAUAGAUCCUAUAUUGGCAGCUUCCAAUGUGAUCGUUAGCCUACAGUACAUUGUUUCUCGUGAAGCUAAUCCUUUAGACUCACAGGUUGUGACAGUUGCAAAAUUCCAAGGAGGUAGUGCAUUCAAUGUCAUUCCAGAUUAUGUCACAAUUGGUGGCACCUUCCGAGCUUUUUCUAAACAAAGCUUCAACCAUCUGAGAGAGAGGAUUGAACAGAUUAUUGUCGGACAAGCUGCUGUGCAUAGAUGCAAUGCGACUGUCGAUUUCCUUGAAGAAGAGGAACCAAGCUAUCCUCCAACCGUAAAUGAUAGUAAGUUGCAUGAGCAUUUUGUGAAUGUUGCAGUAAAUAUGCUUGGAAUCGAUAAAGUUGACAGUGCCAUGAAACCAGCCAUGGCAGCUGAAGAUUUUUCAUUCUAUCAAGAGGUCAUGCCUGGUUACUUCUUCAUGCUUGGAGUGCAGAAUGAUUCACGUAACCCGUCCGAGUCAUCAAUACACUCACCUUAUCUCGAAAUCAAUGAAGAUGGAUUUCCUUAUGGAGCUGCACUUCAUGCAUCAUUAGCUUCUAGUUAUCUACUAAAACACCAGCAAAACAUGCUUCGUGCUGCUGACAGCAAAUAUCCUUAUGAAAUAUAA
Molecule: messenger RNA, 1344 nt
Organism: Lathyrus sativus (Indian pea)
Lineage: Eukaryota; Viridiplantae; Streptophyta; Magnoliopsida; Fabales; Fabaceae
Source: the annotation of a GenBank genome assembly